Lentinula edodes (shiitake mushroom) is the source of this 2105-nucleotide messenger RNA. RefSeq lists its product as uncharacterized. NCBI's taxonomy places the organism in Eukaryota, Fungi, Basidiomycota, Agaricomycetes, Agaricales, Omphalotaceae. Bases 57 to 1892 code for a protein of 611 amino acids. The record is from RefSeq and is a predicted model, not a curated record. The transcript has 2 exons.
UGGGCUAUGAAAUUCUAUUGGCCCUGUACAUGUAAUGACCCCUGUAUUUAUUGGCCAUGUCCUAUAAUCAUCCAAAGGGCUAUAUUUUGACCAAUGCUGUCUCUCAUACACGGUUCAUUCCUUUUCUAUACACCUUCAAAUACACUACUAUCGCUGUAUUCGUCGAGAUAUCUGCUCUAGAAGACAACAAGUUGGAUACCCCUCUCCUGUUUGGUUACAACAAACGUUGGCGGUCGCUGUGCUCUUUGAGCUCUGAUGGAUAUCUUUUACCCUCUUCCGGAAUUGGAAAGAUGGGAUUCAGAGAUAAAGUUGGUGCUAUUCUACAGCAAGGAGGCUGUGGAGAUGUUUUGGACGGGACAAGUGAGAUAUGGAUUCUGUCAAUGCCUAGCUAUCUCGGAUUCGAGGGAAUCAAUCCGUUGACGGUAUACCUCAUUUACUCAAUCGCUACCCCUUCCUCUGUCUUCAGAUCUGAAGACGAAAGGGGGAACAGAGAACUCAGGCUUGUACUGUUCGAAGUCCACAACACAUUCGGUGAAGGUCACGUUUACUUCAUGCGUCCCGGCAUCGAAGAAGACUCUUCCCCCAAACGCAUGUACGAUCACCAAUGGACGUUCCCUCGAGCAUUUCAUGUCUCCCCAUUUAACGACCGUAAAGGUUGGUACACUGUGUCUAUUAAACUUCCUCAGUUUCCCGACGCAGAUAGAGGAAUAGAAGGGAACCCUAAACCAGUGAUCAGCAUCCAACUACGCGAACGAGCAACAAAUGCUUUGCCCCUCCCUUCCGCUCGAAACCUGCUCUUCACCCUAGUGUCAUAUCCAUUGGAACUAUUCAUGAGCAUGCCGAGAAUUCUUUACCAAGCUGGUAUACUGCACUAUAGAAGGGGGGAUGAAAAAUCUGAUCUGAAGGUGUAUAUAAGGCCAGAGCCGUUUCUCCCUCCACCUUCCUUUGCCCUUUCGUCCAAAAAUUCCGUGAACUCCGAAAUUCAAAUUUAUCCGGCUUCCGGUGCAGGUUUCACUACCCGCCGUCGUCAGCCUGGUGUUCUAGGCUCUUGGGCUAAGGAAUAUGUGAGAGCGUUCCUCCGCACUCAAGUAGAUCAGAGCGCAGAACUUGCUGUAGUCUUAAUUGGGCCAGACAUCGACACGGAAGAGUGGUUUCUUCCUGGUUCCACCUCGACUUCCAUCAACGGAAAAGGCUCCGAGACUCAUAACGCGGUUGGUCGCGGUACGAGGAUUCUUCGAAUAACACCACUGGCGCCAGAAUUCUUUGAGCUUCUUCUUACAGCGCCAAGUGCUGGGAUGAUACUUCUUGCUGGAGGCAUCGUCGAUCCUCCUGGUUUCUCAUACUCUAGGAUCCUUAAUAGCAACCGAGGCCCAAAUGACGUGUUGUUUGUGGUCAAUGAUCCAGAAUUGUUUCUAGAUGUUUUCAACGGAGCUCUUUCUCCAAGAAGCCCCUUUGGGACUCCCUCUCUAGCUCAACGUCUUCGCCUUUGGGCCAUGCCAUCAUCUCUUGUAACACUGUCACAAGCUUCUUUUGGCCCGCAAAUCAAUUCUACAUGUGAACAGGAAACAGAGAGUUGCACAUUGACUCGCUUGCUACGCAUUCCAGCAACACAUUUUCUGGACUCACUUUACCCGGGCCCUUUGUCAACGGGUUCAUCUUCAACCCGUGCUCGUUACUUAUGUCUAUCCACAAUCCAGGAAAUUCUUUCGAAUGUCGGUUUCCUUAGUCUCCUGAUGACUAUUUUGACUCUUUCGGCACUCGAGCCUCGCAUCUUUGCAUUAUUUCGUGCGAGAAUAAGCAAUGAGACAGAGACGUGGAGCGCCAAAAUCUGGGAGAGGGUAGAGCGGAGGGUUCAUUUAACGAGAGAUGAAGUUGGAGAGGUUGUACCGUAGGGGAGCGUUAUGGGGCCAGACUUUCAUUCUCCUACAAAUUGUUCAACUAAAUUAUCAAUAUAUAUAUAUGAACGACAUUGCGUUGGUUGUUUGGGCAUGAGUGAUAGAUCGAUAUUAGGUCGAAACCACCACUGCGAGUACAACGCAGACUUACUGACUUGCUGCAGAUUAUGACUUGCAAAGUUUGGAGCUAAUAAAAGAAUCAAAGGUUGC